Ailuropoda melanoleuca (giant panda) is the source of this 1455-nucleotide messenger RNA. It is a transcript of the gene RFPL4B, whose product is annotated as ret finger protein like 4B. The coding region runs from base 334 to 1146 and encodes 270 amino acids. Lineage: Eukaryota; Metazoa; Chordata; Mammalia; Carnivora; Ursidae. The transcript is spliced from 3 exons. The record is from RefSeq and is a predicted model, not a curated record. Gene Ontology annotation, molecular function: protein binding.
GUUAAGGCUAAGAGCGGUAGAGGUAUAUUACAUGCGCUUUGGAUCCUCAGGACUGCUGGAAUUUUCCAAAUUAGUGUAAUAGUGUGACCUACAAAGAAUACUGAUUAGAGGCAGAGACUGCACUCCGAGAUCCUAUGAAAGACCUCAUUGGACUCAGCUCCUGGAGAGAGAAGCUGUGUCAGAGCAGAGAAGACCUCAUCCGGGUGUCUCCACACAAGAUAUAUCCUGAUUACUGAAGAGCAGAUUGUGUACAAAAAGCUCCCGGUCACUUUCAGAAGCUUAUAAAGGGCUGCUUCAGCUCCAUUCACUGUCAAGGAGUGACCUUCGGGGACCAUGGCCCAAAGUCUGCAAGAGGAGGUGACCUGUCCAGUUUGUCUGGAAAUUUUCUUCUGUCCCAUUUUACUCUCCUGUGAACACGUUUUCUGCUUUCACUGCAUGCAGACAUGGAUGCUAGAAUGCAGGGAUCUGAAAUUGACCUGCCCCAUGUGUCGAGGGGUAACUGAGAGCCCCCCUUUGGAAGAAUGGCAAAUCGGAGCACUAUCCCUUCUGAUUAGACAGCACAGUGGCCUGCUGGUGAAAAGUCUGCACGUGAGCAAAGAGUUGCUGAGGUUCCAGGAGGAUCUGACUCUGGAUGCAAGCACUGCCAGCCCCUUCCUUGUCCUCUCUGAUGACUUAAGGAAUGUUUGGUGUGGGAAGACAUGCCACAACCCAGUAGAAGAUCCCCAGAGAUUCACCUCCCUGACCUGUGUCCUGGGCACCCCACGCUUCUCGUCUGGCUGCCAUUACUGGGAGGUCGAGGUGGGAGACGGGAAGGAGUGGACUCUAGGGAUCUGCAAGGAAUCAGUCGACAGAAAGUGGAAAGGCAGGCUCUCCGCUGAGCACGGCUUCUGGGUUAUCAGCAUGAAGGCAGGAACAAUCUGUAUCAACUCCAUCCCAGAAACCAGAAUUCCUGCAAGCCCCAAACUUAGCCAUGUAGGGAUUUUUUUAGAUGUUGAGUUGGAAGAACUCAAGUUUUUUGAUGUUAAAGAUAAUGCCCUCAUCCACACACACAGUCGUCUCUCAUGUUUGGAGCCUUUGCGUCCAUUCUUCUGUCCUGAGUUGCCUACAGACUGUGACAGGGGCGCCUCUCUGAAAAUCUGCUCAUGAGAAACUCAGCACUUCCUGGAAACUUUCUCAGAGAUGAAUGAGACCUUUGACCUGAGAGAGGUCAGAAUGACCUAGGGAGAGAAAAUGUGCUGUCGUAGAAAGAUUUUUAGAAAUAGGUUUUGUAGACUUGGCAACUAAACAAUUUUGUUUUGUAGACUUUCUAGCUAAAGAUCUGUGGGGUCGUAGGGGGUGUUAUGAAGUGUUCUAGGCCUCAGUUUUCCUCGUCUUCAAGUGGGUAUAAUUAUAUUUCUCAGCCAAAUAGUUGUGAUGAUCAGACAGUGCUGUGCAUUUAUUUUAUAUUAAAUACAA